Aedes albopictus (Asian tiger mosquito) is the source of this 665-nucleotide messenger RNA. RefSeq names its product aladin. Gene Ontology annotation, molecular function: protein binding. The record is from RefSeq and is a predicted model, not a curated record. Gene Ontology annotation, cellular component: nuclear pore. Gene Ontology annotation, biological process: nucleocytoplasmic transport. Lineage: Eukaryota; Metazoa; Arthropoda; Insecta; Diptera; Culicidae.
GUGCCACUCCGCCGUGUAGGCCCACCGUGUGCCUUACUGUCUUGGUCUCCGACGGGAUCUCGAUUGUGUUCCACGACAGUUUCCAAUGUGUUUCGGGUGUGGCAAACUGACAAAUGGACUCCGGACCGCUGGACCGUCAACCACGGAACAAUUCAAUCAGUGGUGUGGUCCAAAAGCGGAUCCCAUCUGUUGUUCGUGACGACGGAGGACUGCUUCCUGUACAAUUUGGGAUUCGUCGAGGACGAAGUGUUCACCUCAACAUUCACGCCCAAAUCGGCUUUGCCCAUUGCUGACCUCUCGAAGAUACCCAUUGGCCAAACCGAGGUCGGAGGGCAUCCACAAGCACUGGCCUGGUGCCCGCAGAAUCAGUAUCUCGCCAUCACUUUCAAGGAGACACCGUCGAUCGCCAUUUUCAACACGGUGGUCAAUCGCAGCCAGUUGAGCAUUACUCCAUCGUGCUUCAUUACCGGAAUUGGAAUCGAAAACGCAUCAUGCAUAAGCUUUCAGGAGAACCUCGGACGCCGAUCUAGCGAUAAGAUGAAAACCGUACUAACUAUCGGCUGGUCCAGUGGCAGGAUACAAUACUUUCCAUUUGUUUAGUGACUUUCUUUCUGAUUAACUCUUCGUUUGUUUUGUUCAAUAAAUGGUUCAUUAUCCGUAUAAAA